CGCAGCGCGAGACGCGGGCUAGAAUCAUGCGCUGCCGAUCAAGAAACCUCAGUCUGCAUGCACCGAGCACAACUAACGACGCUUCGACGAUCUCCCGUCUCCACAAGACCACAGCCAACAGGACGAGAGACACACGGCUGCAGGACAGCAGGACGCCAGUAGGGGGCACGCGUAAGUACUAGCGAUCGAGGAGGAGAGGCCGGCCGGCCGGCCAGCACGCAGCGGGAGAUCGAGAUCGAGAAUUCAAGAUGCACCGGUCGUCAAGCUACUACCUCCAGUCGUCCUCUUCGGCGACGACGGUGUCAUCUGCGGCGGCUUCGGUGGCCGGCGGGCCGGGCGGGAACAGCAACAAUGCGGCGGCGAUGGGCGUGGACCAGCUGCCGACGUAUGACCCGCUGUCGGACGCGGCCAAGAAGGAGGCGCUGGACGCCUCCCGCGGCAACCUCACCCACCCCCUCGUCCACCUCGUCCCCGUUGUCGUCCUCCUCUGCGCCCUCCUGCUCUGGUCCCUCUCCACCACCCCCCUUCCCCCCACCGGCAAUGCAGAGGUGGGCGUCGUGGUGCUGAAGAAAGGGAGGCUGAUGGCGCUCAAGAGCGGGCCUGCCAACGACUGGGACGGGUCUGGCAUGAUGGCAGCAGGGACGGAGGAUCCGGAUCUCGACGACAAGGCCGCGUCCCACGGCUUGACACCCGAACAGCUGGACGGCGACACGUUUGGGAAAAGAAUAAAAAAGGACGGACUUAAGAAGUGAGAUGUAUGUAUAAGAUUUUUUUUGUUCUUCUUCUAGAAAUAAAAGAGAAACUAGUUCUCACAAAAGGAGUUCUCACAGAAAGAAAGUGUAACUAGUUGCCUGCAUGUAUAAAAGUAUAUAACCCAUUUAAUUUGAAAACCAGGAUCCUGAUUUAAAUAAGGUA
Brachypodium distachyon (stiff brome) is the source of this 915-nucleotide messenger RNA. RefSeq lists its product as uncharacterized. The record is from RefSeq and is a predicted model, not a curated record. Bases 249 to 752 code for a protein of 167 amino acids. Lineage: Eukaryota; Viridiplantae; Streptophyta; Magnoliopsida; Poales; Poaceae. The transcript is spliced from 2 exons.